This is a messenger RNA of Coffea arabica (coffee), 2045 nucleotides long. RefSeq names its product zinc finger CCCH domain-containing protein 20-like. The record is from RefSeq and is a predicted model, not a curated record. Gene Ontology annotation, molecular function: metal ion binding. Lineage: Eukaryota; Viridiplantae; Streptophyta; Magnoliopsida; Gentianales; Rubiaceae.
UUUUUGACCGCAUCAGUAAUGCAUAGGCAUAGCUCACAGUAUUUUAACCGAACCAGGGUUAGCCUAACCCAACCAUGAUUUAACCCCACUACUUCCCUGCUGUUUAUAUACCGACUGAAAGAAACCGCUGCCCUCAUCCAUCAUCCAGAAAGAAAAUCAACGCAACUGAAAAUCACCCCACGAAAAAAUGAUGAUCGGAGAGCGAAACCACCCAAACCCAGUUGUCCACGUUCCUCCAUGGCCGGCGUCAUUCGCCGAUGAUCAAACGGCCGAUGUUUCUAUGACCUUGAGCCCUAAUGCCAAUGCUCACUCUAGCCCCAGCUUCGAUGACUACUCCUUUUGCCUCCAGACCGAUGUUCUCACGGCCCUCCAACGUUUUCUGCCGUCCAACCUUAAAACAAACUUGACUGAUCUUGUACUGGAGGAUCUCGACGCCGCUGAAAACGACGACGGUUUCGGGAAAGACUUGGAUCUUCCGGUGGACGCCUACUCAUGCGAUCACUUCCGCAUGUUCGAGUUUAAAGUGAGGAAGUGCAUGCGUGGCAGGUCGCAUGACUGGACCGAGUGUCCGUACGCUCAUCCGGGAGAAAAAGCUCGCCGGAGGGACCCGCGCAAGUAUCAUUAUUCCGGCACUGCAUGCCCGGAUUUUCGUAAGGGGAGCUGUAAGAAAGGUGACGCUUGCGAGUUCGCACACGGCGUAUUUGAGUGCUGGCUCCACCCUGCUCGCUAUCGUACGCAGCCAUGCAAGGAUGGGCUUAAUUGUAAGCGUAGGGUGUGUUUCUUUGCUCACUCGCCGGAGCAACUGAGGGUUCUCAGCCCACGCGCUGAUUCGUACGACGGGUCUCCUCAUCGACUUGCUCUGGAGGCGUCUUUUGGCAAGGCGCUGCAGUUCAUGUCGUCGCCGGAAUCGGGCUCGCCGCCGUCCGAGUCGCCACCGAUGUCUCCGAUGACGACUUCCACCUCCAUGAGCUCUCUGAGUCGGUCCUUGGGUUCCAACUCGGUCAGUGAGAUCAUGGCGUCACUGCGUCAGCUGCAGCUGAAUAAGGUUCAGUCCGUGCCGUCUUCUUGGGCCUUGCAGGCGGGUGGCUCGGGAUCCGGGACGCCCAGGGCGGUCAUGACCCGGCCUGGUUCCUACAGCUUGCCAUCGACCCCGACGAGGACGGUGGGCCGGAACGGGAUGCGAUACUUUGACAACUGGGACAAGGGAGGGGGCGAAGAGGAGCCAAUGAUGGAGAGGGUGGAGUCCGGGAGGGAUUUGAGGGCCAAGAUAUUCCAGAAACUGAGCAAAGAGAAUCCCUUGGAUUGGGUGGAUCCGAAGCCGUCUGAUGCCCCCCCGAAUCCGGAUGUUGGGUGGGUGUCGGAUCUGAUCCAGUGAAGAGCUGGAGGUGGUCUGGACAUGAUGAAGCGUGUUGUUUUUGGGUAUUCAUUAGUAAUGAUUUUGUUGAUUUAAGGUGGGCUUUAGAUUUGGCGCCUCUCUCCCCAGCAUGUGACCGUAUAAUUUUUCGGGGAAGAGCGAAGCAGGGAAGGUUAAGAUGAAAAAAAAAAAAAAAAAAGAAUUCUGUACAUACAAGCGGUGGUAAUUACUAAUUAGUAGAAGUAUGAAAUAUAUAUAUAUAUAGUAAAGAGCAGUACCAAAAAUGGUGCUUGGCUUGGAGGGUGAUGAAGACUGGAGAGAGUAGGCAGAUUCUGUUGUCUUGGGUGGAAAGAAAGAUUGGGUGGUGUUUUUGGGCUGCUCAUCAAAACUGCCAAGAAGGGACUGGGUAGCACUUUAAGCGGACAGACUAACAGCAGCUGAAGAAGAUUGUUGUGUUAUUUAACUUAUUCCGGGUUUUUAUUAUUAUUAUUAUUAUAUUAUAUAAAUUGUGAUGAAAGUUGGUAUCGUGGGAUGAUAUGUAAGUAAAUUUGUAUGUAUUUCCCCAUUCCAUAAAAUGUCACUCCACUCCGUACUGUAAAUAUGGACGGACGAGCCAAGUCUCUCUAUGCUUUCUGUAAUUCCCCUAUGAAUGAAUGAUGAUCAAUAUGAUUAUCCCCGCGUGUAUUGCUGC